CUUCUGGGCUCACGCUCCUCCUCCUUCUCCUCCUCCUCCUCCUCCUGCUCCCCACCUCCCCACCCCCCAGCCCGCGGCGGCCCGGUACUAACGUGUGGUCGCGCCAACAAGCCGUCCGUUCCUCGCGCUCCUGGGACGGCCGUAGUGGGUGCUCGUGGCGCGUGGCUCCAGCUAUGGCGAUGGAUCAAGUGAACGCGUUGUGCGAGGAGCUGGUGAAAGCUGUGACGGUUAUGAUGGACCCCAGCUCCACCCAGCGCUACCGGCUGGAAGCCCUCAAGUUUUGUGAAGAGUUUAAAGAAAAGUGCCCGAUCUGUGUACCCUGUGGCUUGAGGUUGGCUGAGAAAACCCAAAUCGCCAUCGUCAGACAUUUUGGUCUUCAGAUUCUGGAACAUGUUGUCAAGUUUCGGUGGAACAGCAUGUCUCGGCUGGAGAAAGUCUACCUAAAGAAUAGUGUUAUGGAGCUGAUUGCAAAUGGAACCUUGAGCAUUUUGGAAGAGGAGAACCAUAUUAAAGAUGUUCUUUCUCGAAUCGUGGUCGAGAUGACCAAGCGGGAGUGGCCACAGCACUGGCCUGACAUGCUCAUGGAGUUGGAUGCUCUCUCCAGGCAGGGGGAAACACAGACAGAAUUAGUGAUGUUCAUCCUUUUGCGACUGGCAGAGGACGUAGUGACCUUUCAGACACUUCCCCCUCAAAGAAGAAGAGAUAUUCAGCAAACAUUAACCCAGAACAUGGAAAGGAUCUUCAGUUUUCUACUUAACACACUACAGGAAAAUGUAAAUAAGUACCGGCAAAUGAAGACUGAUACUUCUCAGGAGUCAAAGGCUCAAGCGAACUGUCGAGUAGGACUUGCAGCCCUGAAUACUCUAGCUGGCUACAUUGACUGGGUGUCUAUGAGUCACAUUACUGCUGAAAACUGUAAACUCCUGGAGAUUCUGUGCCUGCUUCUGAAUGAACAGGAACUUCAGUUAGGAGCAGCUGAAUGUCUACUCAUUGCAGUCAGCAGAAAAGGCAAGCUGGAAGACCGGAAGCCCUUGAUGGUCCUAUUUGGAGAUGUUGCCAUGCAUUGUAUACUCUCUGCUGCCCAGACUGCUGAUGGAGGGGGCUUGGUAGAAAAACACUAUGUCUUCCUGAAGAGACUCUGUCAGGUGUUAUGUGCACUGGGCAAUCAGCUGUGCGCAUUGCUGGGCGUAGAUUCUGAUGCAGAAACACCAGUGAACUUUGGAAAAUAUCUGGAAUCUUUUCUUGCUUUCACAACCCACCCAAGUCAGUUUCUACGCUCUUCAACUCAAAUGACCUGGGGAGCCCUCUUCAGGCAUGAGAUCCUAUCUCGUGAUCCUUUGCUGUUAGCAAUAAUACCAAAAUAUCUUCGUGCAUCUAUGACUAACUUGGUCAAGAUGGGCUUUCCUUCUAAGACAGACAGUCCCAGCUGUGAAUAUUCUCGAUUUGAUUUUGAUAGUGACGAGGACUUCAAUGCUUUCUUCAACUCCUCCCGAGCCCAGCAAGGAGAGGUGAUGAGGUUGGCCUGUCGUUUGGAUCCCAAGACUAGCUUCCAGAUGGCUGGGGAGUGGCUAAAGUACCAGCUGUCAGCAUCUGUUGAUGCUGGAUCUAUGAAUUCCUGUUCUACAGCUGGAAGUGGAGAGGGAGGCCUCUGCUCCAUCUUUUCACCUUCAUUUGUGCAGUGGGAAGCCAUGACUUUUUUUUUGGAGAGUGUGAUCAACCAGAUGUUUCGAACACUAGAGAAAGAAGGAAUCCCGGUGAGUGAUGGGAUCGAGCUGUUGCACAUGGUCCUGGACUUUGACGUGAAGGAUCCGCUCAUCUUGUCUUGCGUCCUCACUAAUGUCUCCGCACUCUUUCCAUUUGUAACCUACAAGCCAGAGUUCCUACCCCGAGUCUUCUCUAAGCUAUUUUCAUCUGUCACUUUUGAAACUAUUGAAGAAAGCAAGGCACCCAGAACCCGGGCAGUGAGGAAUGUGAGGAGACAUGCAUGUUCCUCCAUCAUUAAGAUGUGUCGUGACUACCCAGACCUUGUACUGCCUAAUUUUGACAUGCUCUAUACCCAUGUGAAACAACUCCUCUCCAAUGAGGUACUCCUGACCCAAAUGGAGAAAUGUGCCCUCCUGGAAGCCCUGGUUCUCAUCAGCAACCAAUUCAAGAACUACGAGCGGCAGAAGUUGUUCCUAGAGGAGCUGAUGGCACCAGUGGCCAGUAUCUGGCUUUCUGAAGAGAUGCGCAGAGUGCUGUCAGAUGUCCCUGCUUUCAUUGCCUAUGUGGGUGCAGAUCUGAAAAGCUGCGACCCGGCCCUGGAGGAUCCCUGUGGCUUGAACCGUGCACGAAUGAGUUUUUGUGUGUAUAGCAUUCUGGGUGUUAUGAAACGAACUUGCUGGCCUGCUGACCUAGAAGAGGCGAAAGCUGGGGGAUUUGUGGUGGGUUAUACUCCCAGUGGCAAUCCAAUCUUCCGUAACCCCUGCACAGAGCAGAUUCUAAAACUUCUUGACAAUUUGCUUGCCCUUAUAAGAACCCACAAUACUUUAUAUGCACCGGAAAUGCUAGCCAAAAUGGCAGAGCCAUUCGCUAAGGCUCUGGAUAUGCUUGAAGCCGAAAAAUCUGUUAUAUUGGGAUUACCUCAGCCUCUCUUGGAACUCAAUGACUAUCCUGUCUACAAAACAAUCUUGGAAAGAAUGCAGCGUUUCUUCAGCACCCUCUAUGAAAACUGUUUCCAUAUCCUAGGGAAGGCAGGCCCUUCCAUGCAGCAAGACUUCUACACUGUGGAGGACCUAGCUACGCAGCUCCUCGGCUCAGCCUUUGUCAACUUAAACAAUAUUCCUGACUACCGCCUCAGACCCAUGCUUCGGGUCUUUGUGAAGCCUCUGGUGCUCUUCUGCCCACCAGAGCAUUACGAAGCCCUGGUGUCUCCCAUCCUCGGACCUCUUUUCACCUACCUCCACAUGAGGCUUUCCCAGAAAUGGCAAGUCAUCAACCAGAGGAGCCUGCUGUGUGGAGAAGAUGAGACUGCAGAGGAAAACCCAGAGUCUCAAGAGAUGCUGGAGGAACAACUGGUGAGGAUGUUAACCCGAGAAGUCAUGGACCUGAUCACGGUUUGUUGUGUAUCAAAGAAGAGUGCCGACCACAGUAGUGCUCCCCCUGCAGAUGGAGAUGAUGAAGAGAUGAUGGCCACAGAGGUAACCCCUUCAGCUAUGGCAGAGCUUACAGAUCUGGGCAAAUGUCUGAUGAAGCAUGAGGAUGUUUGCACUGCAUUGCUAAUUACAGCCUUCAAUUCACUGGCCUGGAAGGAUACUCUGUCUUGCCAGAGGACCACCACACAGCUCUGCUGGCCUCUCCUCAAACAAGUGCUGUCAGGGACACUGCUCGCAGAUGCUGUCACAUGGCUUUUCACCAGUGUAUUGAAAGGUUUACAGAUGCACGGGCAGCACGACGGGUGCAUGGCUUCCCUGGUCAACUUGGCCUUCCAAAUAUACGAGGCACUGCGCCCCCGGUACUUGGAGAUAAGAGCUGUGAUGGAGCAAAUUCCUGAAAUACAGAAGGACUCUCUGGACCAGUUUGACUGCAAGCUUCUGAACCCCUCCCUGCAGAAAGUAGCUGACAAGCGACGAAAGGACCAAUUCAAACGCCUCAUUGCCGGUUGCAUUGGGAAGCCCUUGGGAGAGCAGUUCCGAAAAGAAGUUCACAUUAAGAAUCUUCCCUCACUUUUCAAAAAGACAAAACCAAUGCUGGAGACAGAGGUGCUGGGCAAUGAAGGGGGUGGCCUGGCCACCAUCUUUGAACCGUGAAUCAAGCUGUUGGGCAUCUUCCUUCGGCCUUUAUUGUCAUCUCUUCUUCCCCUUCGUAGCUAAUUUCUAGGCCCCUCUUGCACUGCCACCUCACUUUCCACCAUGAUCAGCCUGGAGACAGAUCCAGGUCUGAGAUGGAGAAGAGUGGGCCCUGUGCAGGGCCACAAGUAACUCUACUAAAGUAUCAAGAAAGGGAGUCAGGGCUUUCUGACGAGAUAUUCCAGGUAGUUCUCAUUCUACUUGGAGUUUUGGCUUUUCCAAGAAAAGCUAAAGUAGUAUACCCUCCCACCCCCAUGCAGCCACACACCUGGGCAGAAUGGGAAAUAAGCUGCUGUGCUCAACAGCUGUGACUACCCAGGCUUGCAAGGGAUCAGUCCUUGACCACCUGUGCCAGAGAGUUUCUCCUAGACCACUGCAAGUCCCACUGCCUAACCCUUUGCUUGCUAGGCUGGCAGGGACCCUUCUCCACCCCCAGGGGCAUGUCUGGGUUAGGUGCUAAAUGCUGAAUUGAAUCAGCCAAUGUUCUCAAUUUGGUCUUCAGCAAGAAUCUGUUCACCUGAUGGGAUCCAUGGUACAGGUUACUGGUGAAGUCUGGGCACAGUAUCAAGUAUAAUACCUCUAGGGACCAGGGCUGGGCAAUUUAGUGCUCUAACAUCUUCCCUUUUAGAGUUCACACAUCUUGUCCUUCCAUGAGUGACCCUCAAGGGUUCCCCAGCCUCAGUCUACUCAGGCAUAGGAGCCACAGUACCCUACUCAGUGUCACAGUAUCAUUGUCAUCCAAGGAUAAAAUCCAAACCAACAAGGCUCACAUCAAGUAACUAGCAAAGCCACUGGUCUCCUAGACUAGCUGAGUCCAGGUGCCUUUAAAAAACUCAUGGUCUUUCAGGUUCCUGGUUACUUUUUUCAAGGGCCAUUUCCAAAAGGAAAAAAAAAAAAAAGCCUUCCCAUCACAACCUGUACUGUGUAUCCAUCCUAGAGGUCACUGGAAGCAGAACAUGGAUAUGGGACCUAGCCCUGAGGUUACAGAAGGCAGGCUUGGUCCAUGCAGAAACCAGAAUGUGUGUCCAUGUGCUCCACGAAGAGGCAAACCAGUUCAUCAAGGGUUUCAGUGAGAGGUAGUGGACUGAAGCUACCACUUUUAGCUGGUAUAGGCCACAGACACAGCAAGGUUGGUACGAGGCAAAGCCGCAGAAACAGGACUUGGGAGUCAUGCUGCCGUCUAUGCUGCACAAGUCUGCCCCCUCUUGCGUGGUGCUUGGGGUUCUGUUGAUUGUGAAGGUGAUCUCAAAGAGUAUUUCCCUCCAAACUUGAUACCUGCCUACUCCUAUCUGGUUGGGGCCGUGGAGGGUGUGGUUGUAUGUAUUAUGUAAUGUUCUUAACAUCCUGUGACUUCAUGCUAGAAAUUUUCUAUUGUUUAUAGAGCUUUUUUGUAGAAAUGUUAACUCUAAAGCACAUCUGCAUGUCAGUAAAAGUCAAUUUCAUACAGAAA
Castor canadensis (American beaver) is the source of this 5277-nucleotide messenger RNA. The record is from RefSeq and is a predicted model, not a curated record. Lineage: Eukaryota; Metazoa; Chordata; Mammalia; Rodentia; Castoridae.